Molecule: messenger RNA, 1433 nt
Organism: Physella acuta
Lineage: Eukaryota; Metazoa; Mollusca; Gastropoda; Physidae
Product: CDK-activating kinase assembly factor MAT1
Biological process (GO): positive regulation of cyclin-dependent protein serine/threonine kinase activity; nucleotide-excision repair; regulation of transcription by RNA polymerase II
Cellular component (GO): transcription factor TFIIH holo complex
Molecular function (GO): cyclin-dependent protein serine/threonine kinase activator activity
Source: RefSeq, a predicted model, not a curated record
GAAUCCAAUAUAUGAAUUAAUGGCCGACCAUUGUUUUCAAUUGAGGAAAAAAUCUGCUGUUGAUUUAGAAAGCAUGAGCAACUAUUCAUAGAUCUUGAUUUAACUCUAUUUAAAAAAAGAGAGAGAAUGGAAGAACAGGGGUGUCCACGGUGUAAAACGACAAAAUACAGAAACCCUUCACUUAAGUUGAUGGUUAAUAUUUGCGGCCAUUCUUUAUGUGAGAACUGUGUUGAGCUUUUGUUCGUGAAGGGUUCAGGCUCAUGUCCUGAUUGUGGUACAGCUCUGAGAAGACAAAACUUCCGGCUACAGAUAUUUGAAGAUGCCAUUGUGGAAAAGGAAAUAGAUAUCAGAAAAAGGAUUCUGAGAGAUUUUAAUAAAAAGGAAGAAGAUUUUCUCAACUUGAAGGAAUAUAAUGAUUACCUAGAGAUGAUAGAAACAAUAGUUUAUAACCUCAGCAACCAUCAGGAUGUUGAUGCCACAAAGAGAAUGAUAGAACAAUACAAGAAAGAGAACAAAGACCAAAUCAGGAAAAACCAGUCUAAACUAAGUAAAGAUGAGGAGUACCUUGAAGCUCUGAUUGAAAAAGAGCAGCACGAUGCCACUGUGAGAAAGAUAAUGAGUGUGGAGGAUGAGAAGAGAGAGAAGGCAGCUAAAAGAAAACACAAGGAAGCUUUGAUUGAUGAUCUUAUGUUCUCCGACAUGCCAGCCCAUCUAAUCAUCAACACACACAGGGAAACCACUCAACAUGAGGAAACAGAAGCAAAAAUAGCUGCUGCUACAGCAUUUUCUACAGGAAUUAAAAUUGGACAUCAGAACGAGAUAAUUCCUUUAGUCAAGCAAGACCAAGGACAGUUGUACAGAUAUUGUCCAAACAUAAUGGACUGGUGCGGACCUGAGCCACCAACCAUGGACGAGCUUUACACUGAUGGCUACCUCAAGAACAUCAGGUCAGCCAGUGAUGCCGAGAGAGCUGGAGGAUUCCGUGAGGCCCUAGCCUGCCACAGAGCCCUGCAGGAUGCCUUGUGUGGGCUCUACAGCUUCCCUACUGUACCUUCUCCAUCCAAGAAGCUGGCCCUGGGGUCUGCUGCCUCACACCCCCUCCCCAUGGUGACAUCCUGACAGCACGCUGUGUGUUAGAGCAACUGAUCUGAUGGGUAGAACCAGUCCAGCUUGGCCCCUCCCACCCAAGGAUGUAACCACAGCAUCAAUCUAGUGUCAAACCAACAUGGAGGAAAUCUUUUGAGGAAGAUCACAGAAUAGUCUAAGCCAAGACUAGAUAUACUGAUGGUCUUCUGUAAAAUGACUAUCUUUCCCACAUAAUUCUUCUAUAUGUAUAGCAUAUCUGACAUGUUUUCACAAGAUCAUGUCGAAAUUGUACAUAGGUCCAGUAGAAAAAAAUUCAGCAAAUGAUUUGUAUUUUUUGUUAGCAUAAA